This is a messenger RNA of Mauremys mutica (yellowpond turtle), 980 nucleotides long. RefSeq names its product transmembrane protein 267 (gene TMEM267). The record is from RefSeq and is a predicted model, not a curated record. Lineage: Eukaryota; Metazoa; Chordata; Testudines; Geoemydidae. The transcript has 4 exons. The coding region runs from base 54 to 713 and encodes 219 amino acids.
AUUAAAAGGACAAUGGGCUGCGUGUAUCCUGAUGGUAUCUUGUGUACAGUGACAUGUUAUUUGCUAUGGCAUCUGAGACUGAAAAGGCUCAUGCUCUUCUCCAAACUUUCAGCACAGCUUCAGUUAUUUCCAGUUUAGGAUUGGGAAUAUUCUGCUUCAUAGCAGACCGACUUCUGCAGUUCUCUUUCAUUCAGCAACACGACUGGCUCCGAGCUCUCUCUGAUAAUGCAGUGCAUGGUGUGGUGGGAAUAUGGUCCUGGGUGAUAGUGAUUGGGCUCAGGAAGAAGAGUGACUUUAGUGAAGUCAUUUUAGCUGGUUUCCUCUCUUCUGUCAUUGAUGUCGACCAUUUUUUUCUAGCUCGCUCCCUUUCAUUACAGGCUGCUCUGACUCUUCCACAAAGACCACUUCUUCAUUGUUCUACUGUGAUUCCUGUUGUGGCUGUGACAUUAAAGUUUAUUAUGCACCUUUUCAGGCUUAAGGACUCAUGGUGCUUUCUUCCCUGGAUGUUGUGUAUAUCCUGGACUUCUCACCAUGUCCGUGAUGGAAUUCGUCAUGGCCUCUGGAUCUGUCCAUUUGGAAAAACUGCUCCCUUGCCAUACUGGUUUUAUGUGGCAAUCACAGCAUCUUUACCUCAUCUGUGUUCAUUUCUUAUGUAUUUAACAGGGACCGGAGAACUAAUGUCUAUAAAACAUGGAAUUCACAUUGAUGUCUAAGGAUGAUAGUCCUUGGAAGUCACUUGUUUUGAAGCUUACAGUGAAGUUGAUCCCUGUGCAUUCCUCAUGAUUUCUAAAUUAGGUCCCUUGCUUCAUUCAGUGCACAGGAUGGAGUUACACUGAAGAUGAAUCAAGGUUGUGAGCUACUUUAUUUCUGGUAUCCUUUAACUGUUGCACGGAAGUAUCGCACCAUGUACCCAGAAGACUUCUAAGAAAAGUUCUAAAAUUUGAAAUCCAGAAAGAUGAUGGAGUGUGCAACAUACCAGC